AUGCCCCGCUUGCUCGCAGAGCCUCUUUCCAGUUUUCAGGUGAGAUGUUACCGCGGCGUUGCCCAGCUAGAUGCUUUGCCAAGCUGCCCACCCAGACAUGUUCGUGGCCAGGCUUGCGGAUUCCUUGGCGACAUACCUGCAGGCCCCGGAAGUUUGCCCCGUCACACAACAUCUUUCUUGCCAGACUUGGACCCAGGCCGGCUUAUCCGGCUACGGCACCCAACGAGCUUCUCAGAAGCCGAGAAUGCUGCAGAUCGCGCCCAGCUGCUGCAGGCUGAGGUUGAAGCGGCAAAGGAUGCAGCAGACACGGCCGAAGAGGAGGCUGAGGCUGCAGAACAUGCUGAGCUAUUGGUGGUUGGGCUGGCCACGAUUUUCGCAGGGUUGGCCUGGUUUACUACUUACAAGACCUGGCAGCUGUACCAAAGGUGGAUUGCCAUGAAACGUCGGAAAGCCCUUUGCGUGGGUGCUGCACGCGCUGCUGCCGCGGCUUCACAAGGACGUUGA
Messenger RNA from Symbiodinium natans, 504 nucleotides. NCBI's taxonomy places the organism in Eukaryota, Dinophyceae, Suessiales, Symbiodiniaceae. The record is from the annotation of a GenBank genome assembly.